AAGAUAGUUAAAUCACGAGCGAAUUCACACAGGUGAAAGGCCCUUCAACUGUCCCACCUGUAACAAAAGCUUUCGUCAGCGAUCGGCUCUAGUUGUACAUAUUAAAACGCACACAGGAGACAGGUCGUUCCUGUGUUUUGUGUGCAGUAAAAGCUUUUAUACCCCAGGAGACUUGAAGAAACAUCUGGAAAUUCACACAGGAGUGAGGCCACACAACUGCCCUGUAUGCUUCAAGGGCUUUGGGCGUCCCAGUUUCCUCAGAGCUCAUAUGCGCAUACAUGAGAAAGUUUCCACAAAGAAGCAAAGUGGAACAGAGAAGCCUACAGGUGGUCCGAAAGUCGACUUGCAGGACAAGCCAUUUGAAUGCGCUCACUGUGGCAAGAGAUUCAGUCAGCAUUGUAUGUUAAAAAUUCACCAGCGGAUUCACACAGGAGAGAAACCUUACAAGUGCUCUCAGUGUGGCCUGAGUUUUCGCUGGAGGAGAAACCUGAUAGCCCACCAGAGCGGCCACCCAGGCGAGAACCCUCUCCAGUGUUCGAUGUGUGAUGAAACAUUUGCUUCCGAAGCAAGUCUGAAAAAACAUCAAGAUGCGUUUCAUUCGGGGGUCUCUCAUACAUGCAGUUUGUGUUUGAAGACAUUUACUCAAGCAGCUGGCCUCAGAAAACACGUGCAGUAUGUUCACGAAGGAGAGCGAGCGCACAAAUGCUCCGAGUGCGGGAGAGGAUUCGUCAAACUUUGCUCGCAGUUCACCGUCACCAGCGCCGCCAUCAUUACGACCGGGGCGACCAACUCUUUCAGUGCUCGCAGUGUGAGCGAAGCUUCAGUCAUCCCAGCAGUCUGGUUUUGCACCGACGGACACACACCGAAGAAAAGCACGAGUGCCCUCAGUGCGAUAAGAUUUUCAGUCAGGCGGGACACCUGAAGGUGCACAUGCGCACUCACACCAAAGAAAAUAAACCCAAAUUCGAGUGCCCUGAAUGUGGCAAGAGUUUUGGCCAAGCUAAAGAUUUGGUGGUUCAUCAGAGGGUUCACACCGGAGAAAAGCCGUACCAGUGCCCUCAGUGCAAGAAGAGCUAUCGGCAGUUUGCGCAUUUGUCCGUGCAUCUGCGAAGUCACACGGGGGAGAAGCCGUAUCAGUGCCCCAUAUGUCUCAAAUUCUUUGCUCAUUCAUCAUCCAUGAAAAAACACCUCCGUGUAAUGCAUGCAGAGGGCAAAGAUUUACCCGUAUCAAAGGAAGUUGUGAAGGUCACUGUUGGCGUAGGCCCGUCUAACACAACUGUAGAAGUUAAGCAAGAACCAGAGUCUGGUGAUGAAUACGAAUGUCAAGUGAAAUCUGAAGAAAGCUGCUCUGCUUUAAUGGAUGACGUGAAGGCUGUAACAGUCACUUCAGCUCCUUCCAGUCCAAUAUCAUCUGUGACUUUGAAAGAUGAAAAAUGAAUGUGGAUGGAAACAAGGGUUUGUCACCAACAGUCUGCUAAACUGCAGACUGCAUUGAAGAAUCUGCAGCAUCAACUAGUUUACCGAAGCCAAAAAACAUUUUAAAGUAGAAUUGCAUUCUACACUUACUCCAGAAGCUGGUCUCCAUCCAUGAAGACUCCAGCCUCCUUAAUUAGAAAGGUGGUAUAGAGACAAAGAACUUUGAUCAACAGAAAUCCACACCUUGGCAUGGAGUGUGUGGUUUCUGUGAGCCGGGAACCGCAAAAACCAGUGCUUUAGGUGUUUUUUUUUUUAAAGAAAACGGUACCGAUCAGUGUUCCUGAUCAGAACUAUCCAGUGCGAAGGACUUUAUCCAUUCUGUAGGCCUCAAAUAUGACCUACAUAUUUUAGACUUUGUUGCUUUCAUGCUGGCUAAAUGUUGCAGAAUGAACAUAGAGAAAGGACAUUGAUAUAGUAGAGGUUUCUUAUAUUAUGCUCCUGGAGGUCCACUGUCCUACAGACUUCAGUUCCAACCCUGAUCAAACUCACCUGCCUGUAAUUUUCAAGUAUUC
Messenger RNA from Cyprinus carpio (common carp), 1988 nucleotides. RefSeq names its product zinc finger protein 470-like (gene znf271). Gene Ontology annotation, biological process: regulation of transcription by RNA polymerase II. The record is from RefSeq and is a predicted model, not a curated record. The transcript is spliced from 5 exons. Gene Ontology annotation, molecular function: DNA-binding transcription factor activity; RNA polymerase II cis-regulatory region sequence-specific DNA binding. NCBI's taxonomy places the organism in Eukaryota, Metazoa, Chordata, Actinopteri, Cypriniformes, Cyprinidae. Bases 616 to 1437 code for a protein of 273 amino acids.